Stylophora pistillata is the source of this 2284-nucleotide messenger RNA. RefSeq names its product microfibril-associated glycoprotein 4. The record is from RefSeq and is a predicted model, not a curated record. NCBI's taxonomy places the organism in Eukaryota, Metazoa, Cnidaria, Anthozoa, Scleractinia, Pocilloporidae.
UUUUUUUUUUUUUUUUUUUUUUUUUUCCAUCAACUCACAUUGACUACCUUAAAGAGUUUCAAGGCUGACGUCUCGAGCGAUAGCCCUUCGUCAGAGAGAAUGAUAGGACUGUUGACUGUUUUGUUGUGAAAGGCGGGAACGAUUAUUGAUGGUGCUUUUGGAAAUCUUGACAGUACAUUUCAUAAUUGGCGUAGAAUAAUUAUUUUUGAGACGACCUAGUGACUUAGCGGUAUUGCAACUCCGAGCAUCUUAUUAUCUUUAUCUUUAAAUUAGCCGGUGAAGAUAAUCAGUUGGUUUCAUACCAAGAUGACACCCACUGAUGGACACGCUUCACCAUUCUCUUAAUCUAUUCCUUGCCGGAUUACUUACUAAAAUUACUACGAGGAAAGGGCUUAGAGUGCAUAACACAUCAUUCGUGGUCGUUUGAUGCCACGUGCAAAUUUACCUCAUCUUAAUGUGAAGAACAAUUACAAAGUAAUAUCUUGAUGAUAAAGAUAAGUAACAAAAUGGAAAGUAAACUGAAAAGGAACGAUUAUUGGUGUAGAUGGAGAUGGACACCGAUUGCAUUUGUUCACAAAAGGCCAAAGGCGACAAGAAACGCUAAACGUGACUACGUUUAUUCCAAUGAUGGAAUAUUUGUUUAUCUAUCGCACUAAUCGGCUUAUCUAAGCAAUCUCACGGUCUUAAUUACAGAUUUUAUCACCCUUGUAGGAAUCUACAGAGAUUUUCCAUGUGUUGGCACCUUAAAUAUAGAUAAAAAUGUUGUUAUCUUGAUCGAAAACAUGACAAGAGCUUCCUGACAAUUAAUCCGGUUUCAGCAAAAUAAAGGUUCAUUACAGGACACGUUAUAGCGCAUCCCAGUUGCUCUUACCCAUAAAACAAGGUCUCAAAACGGAGAGUUGACAUUGUUGGCUGCAAAGCACCUCUAAAAAUGCUUCAGUUGUUUAUCUUUUGCGCUGUUCUUUUGUCAGUGAACAGUCAAGAUGUUGGGAUUAAAUCCGGGCAUACUCAAAAACAAACUAUUCAUCCCAGCCAGGGAAAAUCAUGCAACAUCAACAACUACAACAAUUUCUACGCUGGACCAAACAAGAAAGUUGAAAACCUUCUUGUUGAGGUAAAGAGGGAGUUAGAAGAGUUAAAGAAGCAAGUGGCUCAUUUAAGGAAUGGCAACAACACUACUUCAGAUGGAAACCCUCGAGGCUGUGCGAAGAUUUAUACAUCCGGACAAAAAAGCAGCGGUGUCUAUACAAUUGAUCCUGAUGGUUCAGGUGCCUUUGAAGUGUACUGUGACCAAACGACUGCCGGUGGUGGGUGGACUGUGUUCCAGAAGAGACUGGAUGGCUCGGUUGAUUUUUACCGCGACUGGAUUGACUACAAGAAUGGCUUUGGUAACCUGAAUGGGGAGUUUUGGCUCGGACUGGAUAAGAUAAACCGAAUUACAAAUAGUGCGAGUUAUGAGCUUCGAGUAGACAUGGAGGACACUGAAGGAAAAACAGCUUACGCCGAGUACGACUUUUUUUCUGUCACAAGCGAGAAGACUAAGUACCAGCUGAGGAUCGGGACUUAUUCAGGAGAUGCAGGGGAUUCUUUAAGUCGCCACAGUGAUGCGCCAUUUUCCACCAGAGAUCAAGAUAAUGAUAGUUAUGGAAACAGCUGUGCUGUGAUAUACAAAGGUGCCUGGUGGUACACAGCCUGCCACUCAUCCAACUUGAAUGGUUUUUAUUAUCAUGGAAAACAUUCAUCGUAUGCUGACGGUGUCAACUGGCGAACCUGGAAGGGGUAUAAAUAUUCCUUGAAACGCGUUGAAAUGAAAAUAAAACCGGCCAGUUUUGAGUGAAAACUGUUGCCGUUAAUUUGAUAAUAGAGUUGAUCAUAAAUGAAUAUCUGAAGGUUUUUCUCACGAGAAAGUCGCUGUCAAAUAGGAUUAGAACAAUUUCAAAAGAGUGUCGAAAGUAAAGUGAGAUUGCAUUGGUUUUCCUUUUCUUAGCUCUGCGCUUGGGUAAGAAAACUCGCCCCACUCUCUCGACCAAUGAUGACUCAGUUUUCACUUUGAGUUCCAAAGACUUCAUCUAAACAAUAUUCAUUAGUCUAAACCUAUAAGAACUCUAUCACUGUAGUUGUGAGCAAAAUAAUAAAGCUUAGCCUGUCCUGUUAACUUUUCAACAAUUAGCAGAUUUAUAUUCAAGUGGUUCGAUGAUUUACUCUCACGAUAUUAAGCCACAGAAAUUUGGAGCUCAUAGUCUAACUUUUGGUCAACUAAUAAAAUUAGCAGGCGGAAGCUGAA